ACUCAUCAACUGGAAGAGAAAAGCAAUGUUGUUUGAUUCUUUGUACUUAUGCCUCUUUAAUGAGGAAAGUAAGAACAUAAACAAAAUCAAUCCUUACCCUUCAUCUCAAAGUAAAUAACUUUUAUUUGUUAUCCCAACAAAACCACCUUUUUUUCCUACACACACUUACUUUUUUCAGUGAUGCUUUUUUUUCUCUUCUUCACCUCCCUAUCUGUCUGAAACCACUGUUUGCUUUAUGGAAUGAUUUUUAAACUAUUUUUGCCAGAGAAAUCACAUAAAAAUUCCAGUUAGAGUUUCUUCUAACCCUCAAAUAACAAAAAAAAUCUCAUUUUUUAUGGCAAUGGGGUGCAUUAAGCUCAGGUUAUCCUAUUACUGCUGCUGCUACUUCUUCUUGUUCUUCAUCUCUUGUUGCAUAGUAUCUUCUUCUGGAACACUUGUGGGUUUCUCCAUUGAUGCAAGGAGGAACAGUAAAUCUGCAUUACCUACUGCAACAACAUUAUCUUUCCUUAAACAAAACAAGGUGUCUCCAUCUCAGAUUAGGGUGUUUGUUGCAGAACCUAAGAAUUUGAAUGCAUUAGUAAACACUAGGAUACCAAUUGAUCUUUACAUCCACCUUAGUGAGUUUGAGAAUCAAGCAAUAUCCAAAGAUUUAGCUAUUUCAUGGCUAAACACCCACUUACACCCAAACUUGGACAUCACUAGUAUCAUAGUGAGUACUAGUAGUACCAACUUGGUAGAAGAGAAACAAUUGUCUUUGCUCAUACCCACUUUGAAUUCAAUGAAUUCGGCAUUGAAAUGUUUGAAACUUGAAAAGAAAGUGAAGGUAUCUGUAGUGUUCCAACUUUCGGUUUUGGAGAAACUACACAAACAGUAUAAAAGAGAGUUGGGUAAGGUCUUGAGAUUGAUUCAGAAACAUAGAUCAUUUGCUAUGGUGGAAACUGUUGUUGGUGGAGAACUCAGUAUGGGAGAUCAGUUCAUUGGAUUGGUAACCAAAUCAGCUCUUCGUGCAGCUAAUGUUAUUCAUGGCUUAGAUGUUUCUAUGGUUUUGAACAUUAAGAGCUCAGUUAUUCCAAGUGAUAUAGAAGUGGCUGCAUUCUCUGAGAAGGUGAUGGAAUCUUUAGGAAGUCAUUCUCAUAUCAAAGAUAAAGUUUCGGGACUUUUUGCCGAAAUUCAUCCCAUUGAAGAGUCUAAGCAAAAUGAACUAAAUAGAGAAGAGGAACAGAUAUUUCAUUCUUCCCAUAGAGAACUCCUUUUACAUGAAGACAUCGCAGACAUCACUCCUUUUACACCUAUUACCUUCCCCACUGUGAACCCAACUACACCAACAAUUGUUACUGUGCCUUCUACAAAUCCUGUUACCGUAAUGCCGACCAAUCCUACUGCAAUCCCAGUUCCAGUCCCAUCAACAAAUCCAUUGCCCACUAUGACUCCAAUAAAUCCAGUCACCACACCCAUUACUGUACCCGCUACGAAUCCAUUGGUUCCGGGGAUUACAACACCUGGCACAGUUCCAGUCACACCACCUAUGGACAACCCUAUAACUAAUCCAUUUCCACCUCCAGUCAAUGUUCCAAUAACAAAUCCAGUUACAACUCCUGUGACAACAAAUCCAGUGACAUCUCCUGUGACAACAACUCCAGUGACAAAUAAUCCACCUACAAAUCCUAUUUCAGGACAGAGUUGGUGUGUAGCAAAGACUGGAGCUCCAGUGAGUAUACUUCAAGCUGCACUUGAUUAUGCAUGUGGGAUUAAUCCCACAGCUUGCUCAGCAAUCCAAUCCUCCGGAAACUGCUAUAACCCAAAUACACUUCAGAAUCAUGCUUCAUAUGCGUUUAACAGCUACUAUCAGAAGAAUCCAGUACCUACUAGCUGUGAUUUUGGAGGUGCUGCUAUGCUUGUUAAUGCCAACCCAAGUACCGGAUCUUGUGUAUUUCCAGCAUCUGCAUCCUCAUUACCAUCAUCAACACCAACACCAAUACCAGUAUCGACGCCUUCACCAAUACCAAUAUCAACACCAACACCGACACAAGUACCAGUGCCAGUACCUAUGCCAGCAUCGACAUCACCCCCAUCAACAUUUACACCAGAUGGAGAGGUAGGAGGAGGAGCAAGUUAUGAUACACCUCCAACGGCAUUAAAUUCAAGUUACCCUACCUCACCUAUGACAAACAUGUUUGGAUCUCAACCCCCUCCAGGAGAUAACACGUUGGCGCCUUCGGUAGCAUCUGGGUUGCAACCGCUACUUGCUCUGAUUAUACUAGCGAUAUCCUUCACCAUUGACAAACUUUUGUAAGCCUCGUAGACUAUUACUCUUUUGAAGGAGCGGCCAGAGUAGAUGAGAUUUUCAGAUUGUUCUCUUUGAAGCUAGCUUAGGGGCAGCAGUAAGGCAUUGGGUACAUUACAGAUACAGUGCCAUAUCCUUCGCCUCACUGAGGUAGACUACAGGGUAGAUGAUGCUUAUUUAAUAUCUCUAUGAAAUAGAUAGACGUAUCGCUGUAUUUUAACUGAUCGUGUAUAUAACUUGCACUAUAUCCAUAUAAGUUUUGAACUAAAUGCAGAUAGGAUGGUCUCACUAUUUUCAGUCUAACCAAUCAGGUCCUGAAUAAAUUCAAUCAUUUAUUCCCAA
This is a messenger RNA of Papaver somniferum (opium poppy), 2626 nucleotides long. RefSeq names its product probable glucan endo-1,3-beta-glucosidase A6. Lineage: Eukaryota; Viridiplantae; Streptophyta; Magnoliopsida; Ranunculales; Papaveraceae. The record is from RefSeq and is a predicted model, not a curated record. The transcript has 4 exons. The coding region runs from base 335 to 2293 and encodes 652 amino acids.